Messenger RNA from Closterium sp. Naga37s-1, 879 nucleotides. NCBI's taxonomy places the organism in Eukaryota, Viridiplantae, Streptophyta, Zygnematophyceae, Desmidiales, Closteriaceae. The record is from the annotation of a GenBank genome assembly.
AUGCACAAGGUGCAGCCAGUGCUGGUGAACCCACACGAGAUGGUCAUGCCUGCCUUCGGCCGCCUCAUCAGGUUCUCAGUGCCCAAGGACCCCCCUCAACGCCUCGUGGGGGCGGACGGGGUGCGUUCCUAUGUGCGCAACCUGUUGGUUGCACGCACGUGGGAUUUCCCCAUACACACGGACCGUGUGUAUCACGACUGGACUGUUGUCAGCAUACCCGUGCCGCCCGCCCUCACACCCACCUCUCUCUUCUUCACUGCGAAGGUCACCAACACAAAAAACAUCGGGGCGGUGGCAAUGCCGCAAGUGGGCGGCGAGAUGUGUCUGGUGUGGGGGUGGAAGUCCACCGACCCGCCUCUAGACUGGCUCUCCCUCGCCUCCCCGGCUGCUGCCAAACAAUACCUCGAUGAGAGAUUGCCCUGGCUGGAUGUCCCUGAGGAAGCUGCCUGGAAGCUGCUGAAGCAGAAGCCAAGGACGAGCAUGCAGGUGAAGUGCUGGCGCUACCAUGACAGUGACGCCCAGGUGGCCCUGAUAGGCGAUGCAGCGCACUCCACGCUGCCCUCUCUAGGCCUGGGCUGCAACGCCUCCAUCACGGACGCGCUCGUGCUGGGCAGGUUGCUGCUGGGGGAGGCGGUAUCUGAGAACGACAGGGUCCCCCGCCCCCUGGGCAAGGAUGGCGCUGCUGCUGCUGCUGCUGGUGGGGAUGGAGGGGCAAGCAUAGAUGUACCAGAGGUUGAGGAGUUGAGGGCAGGCCUUGCAGCCACUCUCUCCCGUUAUUCCGCUCUCCAGGUCCGUGCCCUCAGUUGUCACAUGGGUUUUCAUUCACUCUAUGCACUCCCCUCCCUGCUGGUCAUUGUUUUCAAUGAGUCAAGAGCCUGA